Messenger RNA from Puccinia graminis f. sp. tritici CRL 75-36-700-3, 384 nucleotides. RefSeq lists its product as uncharacterized. The coding region runs from base 1 to 384 and encodes 127 amino acids. The transcript is spliced from 2 exons. The record is from RefSeq and is a predicted model, not a curated record. Lineage: Eukaryota; Fungi; Basidiomycota; Pucciniomycetes; Pucciniales; Pucciniaceae.
AUGGUCAGCAUAUCUUCAGACUCUCGAUUGCAAGUAGCCCACCCAACCCAAAAAUGGCCUGCAGUGGCAGAACUGUCAACCGAUUCAGCAACAGAUGCAAGAACAACGUUGGAUUCAGACUCAGAUGGCGAGUCAGCUCCGCCUAAAUUCAAAUCGGCUUCCUCAAAAUCAAGACCAAAGAAAAAGAAACCACGCCAGCAGAUUGUUGUCUCCAAGAAAAACAAAGCCACCGUUUCCGUAGCUGCCAAACAAAAAGCAACUCUGACCAGUGAAGAUUAUCAGGCCCAUGAUUACAAUCAGGAUACAGAUGUGGGAUCAAUUGAAAUCCAACCACAAGGGAAGAAGAAUAGUAAGGAGGACGAAUAUGCAAAGAUUGAGGAUUAA